Messenger RNA from Racocetra persica, 360 nucleotides. Lineage: Eukaryota; Fungi; Glomeromycota; Glomeromycetes; Diversisporales; Gigasporaceae. The record is from the annotation of a GenBank genome assembly.
AUGGAUAGACCAAAAACCAUGAAGCCCCAUAUAGUGCGCAAAGAUGCACGUGACGAUGAAGCUGCCCAACCUGUGUGUUCAAAUUGUAACACAAUGACAACACCUUUGUGGCGAAGAGACGAAGAAGGUCAAACACUUUACGUUAUAAAAAAACGUCAACGUUAUGAAAAUGGUCAAACACCGAAUCGUCGUAAAAAACAGAGAUCACCUGAACCAGAACAAGAUGUUCCACAACAACAACAACCACCUCCUCCCCCUCCUCCUUCACAACAACAAAUGGUUCCUGUAUAUGGUGGUCACAUGGGAGUCGCAACAUCAACCUCUAUGCCUAUGCAAUCAACUUUAAAUGUAUCGAGAUGA